AACAAAAUGGCGGUGGAUGAGUCACGCCUGAAGUGUGAGAAAAACGACCUAAAAACAUCCAUACUUUAUUCCUAUCUAGCAGAAACAAAUACGAAAUGGAAGCCCGUUGGUCUAACCUUUGUAGAGUACCCCGAAGGUUUGGAAAAAGUUUGUUUUUCUAUGUGAAAAAUGCUGUUAUUUUCGCGGUUUUUCCCCGGCUAGUGUGGCUAGGGGCGGGUAAAAUGCUGAAAUAAGGAGGCGAUGUUGUUGUUAAGGUAGUUCGUGUUGUGUAUGUUUGUUGAGGUAGAUUUGGUGGGAGUUUAGGGCGAUGAAAAGAUAAGGAUUUGGUUGAGAUAAUUAAUAUAGCCUGAGGGUGUUGUACAAUAUAUAUGUACGUUCUAUUUUUGUAACAAUUACUCAAUUAGUGACCAAUUAUAAAUAAUUAAGUGUCCAUAGAGAAAUUCAUCCCAGGUUGCACACUUGUUCUGCAAAGCGGGGAGGGUGCUAGUUACACUCCUCCCAUACAGGAAAUUUCUGCCAUCUGGAGGGGAAGGGGAGAAAAAUUUGUUUCUGGUAAUAGUAAGUAUAUUAGUAGGGUUGCACCGGAACCAAUUUUUUAAGUUCCGGCCGGAACCGGAUCUGACCGGAACUGGAAAAAAGUUCUGGCCGGAACUGAUUUAUUAAUCCGUAUUUAGUCAUAUGUUGCCAGACAGUCAGACACUUCAAAUCAUCAAGGAGAGAGCUCACAAAUUUUAGAAUAAAAAGAUUGACAAACGUUAAAUGUCAUAAUGAAGUGUUAAUAGUGUACAUUUCCCUUGCGUAGUCCAAAUUUCUUCCUGCUGUGAACUUUUGUUCAACACAAAAACGUUUGAUAUCCUAUCUCCCUGAAAAUGACAGGGUUCCGGUUUAGCCCAUGCUUUUUAUAUUAGUUCUGGCUGGGACCGGAACUCGGGGUUCCAGCCGGAACUAACCGGCCGGAACCAAGUUCCGGUGCACCCCCAUAUAUUAGGACAUCCAGAGAUGUUAAUUUUCAAUUUUCUCUGUGUGGGAGGUUUGGAUAUUUUUUGGAUGAUGUAAUUACAAAAAAAAAACAGGACAGAAAGUUAAUUGACUUUUCUGUGGAAAGCCGUAAGGUAUAAGGGAGGGGUCAAAGAAAUUGCGGAACAAAUCUGUGUUCUGGAAAAAAUUAAUUUGUAAAUAAUCUCUAACCUUCAUUUAAUAAUAUCCUGGCCAUUUCUCAUUCCAUGACCUUUCCAAAAACUGAGUUAUUAAUUGGUAGCUUUGAAUAAUCAGUAAUAGACUGACCAGCCUGUGUUGAACAUGUUCCGUGUGUAUUUUUCCAAUCUCUUACAUUUCCUUUGCCUUAUUAUUUUUUAUUCAAUCAAUUUUAUUUUCAGGAGAUCUAGCUGGCAAAAUCUUGGCCUGGUUAAGUUUAUCCCCAAUCUUUAUUCUCAUUGGUUUUGUUGCUGUGAUCAUCUUUCGACGUGAGCUACAUACGGUACAAAGUUCUAUAAAAUUAUUCCUAGGGUUGAGCCUGGAGACUCAUCAGAUAAUUACACAAAGUUGUGUCGGUCAUGUGUGCCACCCGCCCAUCAACAUACUGUAUUUGAAUUGUAAUUGGUGUUCACAGUUUGCUAAUUACCAUUAUGUUAUUGCUCAAAUUACUGUAUCUCAUUUCAUGUCUCUAUUAUUUUUUGCUUUUUCAUGAAAAAUAGCACCCCUCUGGCCAGGGCUAUGGGGGUGCCCACACCCCAGUAAAUCCAUCCCUGUAUAUCCUUCAAAAUUCUGCUUGUAUAUCCACAGCAGCUGAUUUUUAUUACAAUUUACAAUUGAAGAUACUGUAUUUAAUACAAUUUACAAGAAAUGUAGAAAAAUUCAAUUAUCUCGUUUUCAGGUAGCGUUUUUUCUUGGCUGUGUCUUGAAUGAAGGUCUAAGUAUAGCAAUCAAACAUGCAAUUAAAGAACCACGACCAUGCAGAAGUCCUACGUCACAUUAUAUAGAAUAUGGUAUGCCAUCGAGUCACGCUGCAUUUGUUGCAUUCUUCACGACAUAUACACUUUUUUUUGUUUAUGUAAGGUAAGGAUUGUGUACACUCAUAUAGACCCAUUGCACAUGACGUCAGAGCGCCGGUGACGAUGCAUCUGGAGGACAAAUUAGCAAUCUAUGCAUAUCAUAACUUUUGUAAACAAAGCAAAUUGUGUAAAACUUUAUAAUAAUUUUGUAUUAGAAUGGUUAAUUUUUGUGCUGUAUGUGGUUGUUGUACCCGAACAGAUAUUGUUAGGGAACAUCUGGAGGACACAUCUGGAGGACACUACCUGUCCUACACCAGCACAUACCUUUUGCUUCUCUCUAUUUCACCUUUUCUUUUCGCCUUGGGCCUUUGUUCCUACUGAAAAACAUGUUCAAAUGUGUCCAAACAAAUGUCAUUUAAUUUUUUGUUUACAGACUUCCUUCACCAUCAAGUGAGUUUAUUGAUAAUCUAUGGAGACAUUUAACGUCACUAGGCCUGCUCUGUCUAACUGCAGCGGUUUCAUUUGGCAGGUAAGUCUUUAUGAAGAGAGAUUUUGGCAACGCAGCACGAUUUUUCAAUUUUUAAAGGUUAUGAAAAGAAGUUUUAAAAACUAUAUAGACCAAAUGAAUCAACAUGCUUGUGUGAUGUUACUCUGAGUGUAUAUCCACACCGGGCAGGCUUGAAAAAUAUGCCUGGCCAUAGUGGGAUUCGAACCUACGACCUUUGGAAUACUAGCCCAACAAUCAACAUGUUAUAAGCGCUACUAAAUAUCUGAGAGAAAUUUAAAUCCGUAUCAAAGCUAUCUGUCGGUGAAAGAAAAUACUGAUGAAUCUAUCAUCUGUGCAGGAUUGUUGUAGGUAGUGGUCAGAUUAUUCCGAUUAUUGUUAAGUAUAUAUAACAGCAGCUUCAAAAUAUACCAUGUUUAUCCCCCCAGGCUCUUUUGCCCCCACAGCACACAUGCCCCUAACAAGUGUGUACAACGUUUUUUUAGGGUAUAUUUACAUUAUCACACACUUCAUCAAGUACUUUGGGGACUGGCACUAGGGUUGUGUUUUGGAAUUGUUUGGUUUUUAAUAGUUCAUAAUCUACUCACACAGUUAUUUCCAGUGAUUACGUCAUGGUAUGUAUGCAGAUGGUAUUUUUGGCAUGAUCUUACGGUCCUGUUCAUACUAUAUUAUUAGGUCAAAAUCGGCUAAAAAUGGCCAUGAGAGGUGGAAAUUUUUUAUUCUUUCUGGAAACUUGGGUUUAGGGUUCAACAUUUUCUGCAAAACAAUAUUACAAUAAAUAGGGAAAAAUAACAAAAUUGUCGUUUGUGAUUGUGUUGUGUCUUGACUCUUGAAGACUCAAGUAGUCAGUACAGUAUAGUUGCAGUAUUACAGGAUUAAAAACAAAUUUCCUUCUGCAGGCUAGAUGAAUAUUUUUAUGAAACUUUUCUGCUGUAAUUUAUAGGUAUCAAGUUAGUAGAUUGACUAGGUGUUUAAUCAUUUCAAUAAUUGCGUACAUUUAGUAAUUUAAAUAUUACGUAUAUAUUUACUGUAAAUAGUCUUCUUUUUUUCUUUUUAUAAUCUAGUCAUACUUUUAUUUAUGUGCCUUGCAUGGGUCUCGUUUUCCCGUUUGCACCAGCCCCCAUUGGGCGCACACCUUGUAAUCUAUAAUUUUGUGUCCAAUAAAGCUGAGAUCUCACAGAUUGAGUUUUAUAUGCGUUAACAAAGAGCAUGCACAUCUCAGUCAGGAGGUGAGAUUCCCCUGGCUAGCUGGGCUUAUAUGAACACACCCUAAUAAGUCUUUUUCAUGUUGACAUAUCAUGUCAAGACAUUUCAUGAGCUGAUGGGUAUUAGGGAAAGCUAAUAACAUUGACAUGAAUGAAAGCGCUACUGUAACAGUAUGCUAUGUAUGUCACGUUUGAACUGAAAACAAGCUUUAAACUACUUAUGUCUCAUAGAGCCUGUUCGCAGGCUAUAUGUCUCAUGGCUAUAUUAAUUAUAUUCCAGGAAAAUUUCCGAGUAUUUCUUGAUCCGGGAUUCGACGAGGAUACCAAGUAUAUUAUGGUUUGAAUAUACGAGAGCUAGGGAAGAAGUCAGGUAAACUUUGCUUAGCGGUAGAAAAAAUAGGCCAGCAUGCGAGCACUGCUCGCAGGAAAUGUUAAACAGCUGCAGGAAAUUCGUUUGAAUGAAGAUUUGCUAUUGAAAAUUUGAAGGAAACCUUAACACCCAUGUUCCACUAUGGGCGCAACAACAUAUGGUUGACAGACAUUAUUCCUUGAAUUCAAAACCAUGGUCAGCUAGAACACCAUUUGUUUAUGCACAUGUACAUUUAACACAAAAAUACUCCGUUGGUUUGCGGGAAAUUUUUGUCUCCAGGUUGUGCUCCCAGGAAGAAAAUUCUUUUUUCCCACCCUGACUUUGCUCUUCAAUAAGGUUUAAAAAACCAGAAAAUUUUAAUCAGAGUGUUUUUGGAGUGUAAGCAACUCAAUUUAAUCUGUUGUGAAAUUUUUCUACGUAGGAAACGACAAAGAAGAAAAUCAUCUUGAGGAAAUGUUUGUAUUUGCUGGCCGAAACAACAAUCCUUUCAAGACCAUGCACUAGCUUGUAAUAUAUCCAUAUGUUUUUGUAAUAGGACUUUAGGCCAUGUUCUUAACCAGUGCGCUAUAGGAGAGGGCGUCAUCCACCUGAAAACACUCAAAAUGGCAGCAGGGUGUCCCCUCAUGGCCUUGAAAAUCCUGGAAAGUCCUUGAAUUGGAAAAAGAAAUUCCAGGACUGGAAAGUCCUUGAAAAUCAGUAGAAGUCCUUGAAAGUCCUGGAAUUAAUUUCCUUAAGGUUACAGGACACCUUUGAGUGUUAAUUUUGCCUCAAUUUUUUUUUAUUGGUUUCCAUGAAAGCAUUAGACUAGUUCUACUAUCUCAUCAAGUUUGAACGAAAAAUGUUGAAAACUCGCAGAGUUAUUUAAUAAAAUACAUUUCGCUGCAAUAAGAAAAACAUUGAAAAUGUAAUAUUCAAAUUCAAUUUUCUCCCGAAAAGGUUUACGUUAAUUACUGAUUUUCAAACGAGUGGUGCUCCUGCGGGUUUUAACCAAUUUUUCUCAAAUUUUCACAGGACAUAGCUAAAGACGUCAGUUUCAAAAUUGUGUUCGGCUUUUUUUUAAUUUUGGAUAUUUUAAAAAUAAAGAGCAAUUCACUCAAACAAUUCAGAAAUAUAUUGCAGUCGUCAAAGAAAUCGCCAUAUCAGCGGAAUGACGAAAUAAACAAAAAUUUCCGAACAAUUUUUUAGAACAACUAUUUUACUGUAUAAAAAUGAUAUUUUCAUAAAUAUAACUUAAAACCAGCAGGAGCAUAACUCAAAAGCGUAACGGUGCCGCGAUUUAAGAUUUUCCUGAAUAAUUCUUACAUUAUUUUAUUGUUUGUUAAUUUUAAAACAUUACCAUAUUUUGCAUGCACUGGAGAACAUUUGGUGAAAAUUUGAUGAAAAUCGGACUGAUAUUGAGCGCGCAGUAGCGAUUUUCCGCAAAACGCCAAAAAGGGUGUCCUGUGACCUUAAAGGCCAUGUUACACGAUGCCAUUUUUCUUGCAACUUGCAAUGCAACUCUACUCUUGAGAGAUGUUAAUUUGUGAAAUCAGUGAAGAAUUUUCGAUAUGUUGAGAAAACAUCGGCGGAGUGUAAUGAAAACUCGUAUUUGGCAAUUUUACAUCCCUCAAGAGUAGAAUUGCAUUGCAAGUUGCAGGAAAAAUGCACCGUGUAACAUGGCCUUAACCUCCAGCUGUGCCAACAGUUGUGAUUUUGAUUGAAAUUACUGAAUAAAUUGAAUUAUUUCCGUGCCAUUUUCAAACAUUUUUCCCAGUUCUAGGUCCUUGAAUUUACUGAAAAAGGGCCUUGAAAGUCCUGGAAAAGUCCUUGAAUUUCACCAAAGGGUGGACACCCUGUAGCAGGCUUGGCUUAGGCUUCAUGGGAGGGGGGGGGGGGGGCAAAUGCCUCCUAAGCGCACUGGCUAGGGGCAUUUGCAUUGCGACGUUAUGGUAUAUACUCUGUGAUGCAGACAAGGCUGCUGUGCGGUAUAUACUCUGUGAUGCAGACAAGGCUGACGAGUGCAAAUCGUAUUGACGAAUAUCGCUUUUUAUGCACUAUUUAAUUGGUCGAAUUUCAGUAAGCGUCAUAGCACGUUUGACAUUUAGAUAAACUUAGAAUAUUUAAACAAGAAAUCGAUCUGUGUCUCCAGGGGUAGAAAUUUACGCUGUUCCGUUAUCCCAGAUACAGUAAAAUGCCUGACUGAACAAUAAGCUUCGUUAUUUCAGUAUUUAUAGUGGUUGGUAUUAAUUUUUAUCAGUUAGUCUUCUCCACAGGCAACUCGGUUGGCAAAAAUAGAAGAAUUACGCAAUACUCAUGAUGGAGAAAUGAUGUGAGUAACAGGGUAUCACGAGGGAAAAUUGUGCAGUGAGGAAUCUUCUCUCAUUUACUAGCUCCCAAUCUCUUGACGUGCUCUAUCAAGUAUUGCGUAAUUCUUCUUUUUUUACUGACCGAGGUGUCUGCUAACUAUCAUUACGUUUUACCGUUUUAAAGUUUUGUUGAUUUCCUAGUUGAG
Messenger RNA from Paramuricea clavata, 6562 nucleotides. NCBI's taxonomy places the organism in Eukaryota, Metazoa, Cnidaria, Anthozoa, Malacalcyonacea, Plexauridae. The record is from the annotation of a GenBank genome assembly.